This is a messenger RNA of Nylanderia fulva, 2361 nucleotides long. RefSeq lists its product as uncharacterized. The record is from RefSeq and is a predicted model, not a curated record. Lineage: Eukaryota; Metazoa; Arthropoda; Insecta; Hymenoptera; Formicidae.
UAGAGAUUUGAUUGUAAAGGACAACGGAAGAAGGAAAUAUUUCUUACAGGGAGAAACCUUUGUUUCCUAAGUUUGCAUCCGGUGCGUCCACGUUCUUUCCAAACUCCAAACCAUUGAUAGAAACUCACGCUCAAGCAGCAAUAUCAGAAAAAGAAGACGUUAAAGGAAUUCAGUUACAAACGAUAAACAAGAAGAAGACGUCCGUGCUCUGUUAUAAUUUUGUUUUCAAGUUUCAACAGAUUUAUAUUCAAUCAGAGAGAAAGAUGAGCUGGACAAUAUCGUCACCGGUGAUAUCGUCGUUAAAGUUACGCGUUGCUCGUCCAGAACCUAAAAGAACACGUAGGUUGAGCCCACACGAGCUCGGGUUAGCUCCGUCUUUAUUGAAGAAAGAGUCGCAAGAAAGAGAAUUGUUGCGAACAAGAACCAGAUUGCCGCAACAAAUAAAAUUGUCGCAAAAAAUGAUCGUUUUACGUUGUGAUUCCUGCAAAAUGUAUCAAGUGCAUAUAAAUAAAAAUUUAUCCAAAUGGACUUGCCAGGUGUGCCAUGUAAAGAGCUCUGUAAAGCAGAUAUGUUUUCAAGGACCUCGAUCAAAUUGUCGUUACCUGAUUCAAAAACUUAAUAAAGGAGCAGAUCAUACAGUUUCUAUACCUUCUCGACGAGAUGCCAUUGGUGCUACUUAUAAUCCAUUUGUAAACUAUUAUAAAGAAUCUGGCAAUAACAGUGGUGCUAAGAGCAAAUAUCUAUGGGAAUUUCUUACAUUGCCAAAGAUAGAAGAUCUCAAAGAUGUGGAAAAUUUGAUGAGUAAUAAUGAAGCCAACAAUACAACAUCAACUGAUACUAGCUCUGAAAAUGAGGAUGAUGGUGAUACUAGCUCGGAAGGUGAGGAUGUUAGUGAUACUAGCUCUGAAAGUGAGGAUGAUGGUGAUACUAGCUGUGAAAGUAAGAAUGGUGGCUAUGAGACAGAAGGAUUACGUACCACAAGCUUUAACCGUAAUUCCAAUAUUGAUGAUGAAUGCAAUAUGCUGAAUAACACUAAACCUUACAAGUUUAACAACACUAUUGCUUAUCUCACUUCCAUUAGAAUUGAGGAUUUAUUAUAUAGGCAAGAAUUGAGAACAUCAACUGAUACUAACUCUGAAAGUGAGGAUGUUAAUGAUACUAGCUGUGAAAGUAAAGAUGUUGGCAAUGAGACAGAGGGAUUACGUACCACAAGCUGUAACCAUAAUUUCAAUAUUGAUGAUGGACGCAAUAUGCUGGUUAACAUUGAUCCUUUAGAGUUACACCACAAUCUUAUUUGUUUCACUGAUACAUUGAAGGAGUUAUCUGAUACUAACUCUGAAAGUGAGGAUGAUGGUGAUACUAGCUGUGAAAGUAAAGAUGUUGGCAAUGAGACAGAGGGAUUACGUACCACAAGCUGUAACCAUAAUUUCAAUAUUGAUGAUGGACGUAAUAUGCUGGAUAACAUUGAUCCUUUCGAGUUAGACCACAGUCCUAUUUCUUUGCCUGAUACAUUGAAGGAGUUAUCUGAUACUAACUCUGAAAGUGAGGAUGAUGGUGAUACUAGCUGUGAAAGUAAAGAUGUUGGCAAUGAGACAGAGGGAUUACGUACCACAAGCUGUAACCAUAAUUUCAAUAUUGAUGAUGGACGCAAUAUGCUGGAUAACAUUGAUUCUUUCACGUUACACUACAUUCCUAUUUCUUUGUCUGAUACAUUGAAGGAGUUAUGUGAGUUAUUUGAUACUAGCUUUGAAAGUGAGGAUGAUGGUGAUACUAGCUGUGAAAGUAAGGAUGUUGGCAAUGAGACAGAGGGAUUAUGUACCACAAGCUUUAACCGUAAUUCCAAUAUUGAUGAUGGACGCAAUAUGCUGGAUAACAUUGAUCCUUUCGAGUUUGACAGUUUUAUUUGUUUCACUGAUACAAUGAAGAAGUUAGGUGAUACUAGCUCUGAUGAUACUAGAUUCCUCUGAAAGUGAGGAUGAUGGUGAUACUAGCUUUGAAGAUGAGGAUGUUAGUAAUAUUAGCUCUGAAAGUGAGGAUGAUGGUGAUACUAGCUUUGAAGAUGAGGAUGUUAGUAAUAUUAGCUCUGAAAGUGAGGAUGAUGGUGAUACUAGCUCUGAAGGUGAGGAUGUUAGUGAUACUAUCUCUGAAAGUGAGGAUGUUGAUGAAACCUUGAUAGGUUCAGUGUUAUCCUGGAUAUUGCGUCUAUCAUCAAUAUUGUUUAUCUGACUCCCAUUACAUGUGAGAAUUUAAUAGAUGAAGUUAUAAAUUGUGAUUUAUAUUUCUGAUCUUUUAUAUAAUAUUGAAUGGAAAGAUAAUAGGAAACUGUACUGUGCAUUAAUAUAAAUGUUAAUUUUCUAAAAA